Temnothorax curvispinosus is the source of this 1409-nucleotide messenger RNA. RefSeq names its product probable phosphoserine aminotransferase. Gene Ontology annotation, molecular function: O-phospho-L-serine:2-oxoglutarate transaminase activity; pyridoxal phosphate binding. Gene Ontology annotation, biological process: L-serine biosynthetic process. The transcript has 8 exons. NCBI's taxonomy places the organism in Eukaryota, Metazoa, Arthropoda, Insecta, Hymenoptera, Formicidae. Gene Ontology annotation, cellular component: cytoplasm. The record is from RefSeq and is a predicted model, not a curated record. Bases 270 to 1385 code for a protein of 371 amino acids.
GACAUUUGCUUAAAAGUAAAACAAACAAACCGCUCAACGUAGAUGCCUCAUGUCUCACGCGUUAGAAAUUUUAUUUAUCUCGAUAAGAUUGUAGUAGGAAAAUACAUAGACAUAGAGGAAUUCAGAUAAGAGAUCUGAAAAGACCUCCCACGGAUUGAACGAACCAACUGCGAUAACGAUUGCUGCCUGGUACCACUUGUUUGUCUCUUAUCCACUUCAGUCUGCUUUGCGCUGUCUGCCACGCCGUACGUCAAUUGCAAAUUAUAAUAAUGACCGAUCUCUCUCAAAGUCAUAAAGUAAUCAAUUUCGGCGCCGGCCCUGCUAAAUUACCGCACGAGGUUCUGAAAAAAGUGCAGGAGGAAUUACUCGCAUAUGGAAACACGCAAAUCAGCAUCCUUGAGCUAAGCCAUCGAUCGAAUGACUUUAAGAAAGUUAUCGACGAUGCACAGGCUACACUGCGAGACAUCCUCAAUAUUCCUGACAACUAUAAAACCCUGUUCAUGCAAGGAGGCGGUACCGGACUUUUUGCGGCAAUUCCUAUGAAUAUUAUGAAUGGCACUGCGGAUUAUUUAAUAACUGGUUCAUGGUCUGCAAAAGCAGCAAAAGAAGCAGCUAAGUACGGAAAAGUGAACAUGGUGCUACCUAAAGUGACAAAAUACACAGAAAUUCCGGAUCCUUCCACUUGGAACUUAGAUGCAAAUGCAUCAUAUGUUUAUUAUUGUGCCAAUGAAACCGUGCACGGAAUCGAAUUUGAUUAUAUCCCAGAAACAAAUGGCAUACCACUUGUUGCUGAUAUGUCUUCGAAUAUACUUACGAAACCUUUUGACGUGUCUAAAUUUGCAGUAAUUUUUGCGGGUGCACAGAAGAACAUUGGCCCAGCUGGUGUUACUUUAGUGAUUGUACGAAAUGACAUGCUCGGUCGUGCUAUGGAUAUAUGUCCGACGAUACUAAAUUUUACUAUAAUGGCGAAUGAUAAUUCUCUGCACAAUACUCCACCCGUCUUUCAGAUAUAUAUGGUGGGUUUGGUAUUUGAAUGGAUUAAAAAAAAUGGUGGAGUCGAAGGUAUGCAAAACUUUGCGAGGAAGAAGAGCAGCAAAAUAUACGAUGUGAUUGAUGGAUCAAAAGGAUUUUAUAUGUGCCCGAUCAAGCCAGAUGCACGUAGUAAAAUGAAUAUUCCACUCAGAAUAAGAAACGGUGACGAGGAAUUAGAAAAGGAGUUUCUUUCUGGUGCUACAGCUCGCGGUAUGCUGCAGCUAAAGGGUCACAGAUCAGUGGGUGGAAUACGUGCAUCUUUGUAUAAUGCAGUCACGGAAGAAGAAGCGGAAAUAUUGGCCAACUACAUGAAGUGGUUUUACAAUAAACAUUGUAAAAAGACUGAAAAGUAACUUUGAAAAAUGACAAAAAUCAAU